CGUGCCUGCCCACCGCCUCUUCAGAGAGGGUUAGAACGCACGCUUGUCAUUGGCUCGUUAAAUUCUCACGUGACCGGCCAUCAUCCUCCUGAAUGGGAAAAGAAACAAAAACAACCGUCACUAAACAGUAACUAUGAACAUACACGUAACAAUCGUUUCCUAUUUCUGGUUUCACGAAGGAUUGGUAAAUUUUCGCGGCCUCACGCGUAACUUUACCCUCUUGCGGGUUACCUGCAAUGUGAUCAACGCGACCUUCAGCUCUAUUAUUUAGCGAAGAAGUGUUUUGCCUUAAAAUUUAAUUACAUUGCGCGGUGAUUUAAGUUGGUUUCUAGUGACGUAUCCGACGUAUGAAGUGAUGGUUCCUAGUGACUAGUGCGGAUAAAUUAAAGAGGUGCAAGUUUAUCAAUGCGAAUUAAACAUCCUCAUCGGAUGCCGGCUGGACACCUGGAGGAAGGUGAAUACGUGGCGGUGAAGACGCGACCUGCUACCCCCGAGGGAUCCGGGACCGGCGGCUUUUGGUUAGCCGCCGUCUCCGCUGCCUCGGGGGCGACGCACGCUGGGCUUCCACUCGAAGGAUGUAACGAGACAGGGUUCAUUAACAGCCAACCGUCUAUGGCGGAGUUUAUGACCGCUUUGCCCCAUCUUUCUGGAGAGAUGACCCACGGAACGCCACUAAGUCCGCAGCAUACGCCGCCCAGUGGACCAUAUUCCAUGGACGUUACGCACGGAUUGGGUUCUCCCGGUGUAAAUGUGCCUGAAUACCCUUGGAUGAAAGAGAAGAAGACCACUAGAAAAAACAGUCAGCAGGAAAAUGGAUUACCUCGCCGAUUGCGGACGGCGUACACUAACACACAGCUGCUUGAACUAGAAAAGGAGUUCCAUUUCAAUAAAUACUUGUGCAGACCUAGAAGAAUAGAAAUAGCCGCUUCAUUGGAUCUUACGGAAAGACAGGUGAAGGUCUGGUUUCAAAAUCGACGAAUGAAGCACAAGAGGCAAACGUUAAGUAAGCAAAACGACGACGGAGACGACAAGGAUUCCAUUUCUAGUGAUGGUGCAAAAAGUGGAAAAAUGUCUUCUGAUAAACUCUUAUGCGACGAAAUGUCUAAAAAAAGUUGUCAGGGAUGCGAAAUGCCACCGGCGGGUGUUUGCGGUCCUCACGAUGAAAUGCCUGACUUAAAUUCAUCCAGAGGAAACAAUAAUAAUACUCCUAGCGCAACAAAUAAUAACACAAGUUUUAGUAAUAAUAAUAGUAACGGAGCUAGUAGUAUAGCUAGUUCCGGAUCUUUUGAUAAAAUCAAUAGUGAAGAGGACUCCCAAUCGAACGAAGAUAUAAAUUCUCGUAGUUCUCCUCGAAUAUCAAAAAAGCCAUCCAAUACGGGGUCUAUUACAAUUAAGACGGAAAAUCUUCGAAACUCUCCGGUGGGUCAUGAUCGAAAGGUGGGCAUUCCUAAAAUGUCGCCAAGCGUCAAUCACAAGGAUUCCAACGCAAUCGGAAAUGUAUCCGAUGCGAUUACAACAAAUAAAAUUGUAUCCAAGUGCGUACCUCCACUGAACCCUCCAACAGUAAAUACUUCCGGAUUGGGAAUUGGCCCAAUUAACAAUAGUUCCAUAUAUCCACAUUUACAACGAUCUUCACCUACUACUGCCACAGCAAUAGCAUCGGCAACCGUUACAAUUCAAAAUGUAGCUAACUCUAUACCUCCAUUUGCAGCACGAGGUGCUGGUGCUCAAAUGAAUAACUACACAACCCAGUACCAGCUUAAUACUCAGGUCGAGUACAGAAAUGACAGCAGGUCAAAAUCUCAUCAGCAGUACCAUCAUGGUUAUGCGUCUAGUGAGAUGUACAAUCCCGACCAGGUGGUAGUUGGUGAAAAUCACUCAUACUUCAGAAAUCAAGUUCAUUCAAACCCUUUGACGCAUGAGGAAUCAAAGGAAGAGUUAUCCCUUAGAAACCAAGGGCGGAGUAGGCAUUCCUACCAAUCCGCGUAUGCUAACCAACAGAACUAUUACGGAUACAACAAAAGACAUCUUGCACCAAACGAAAAUUUUCAGCACAACGUCGCCAAUCAAAGUGGUUAUUCCCACGGUUACCAAGCCGAGCACGUCGGCUACAACCACUAUACGUACCCCACAUCGGGAAUAUACCCUAACGAAUCGUCGAAUAAUAUUGGAAACUCUGGACAUAUGAAUCAUGCACACGACUCAAAUUAUUAUCCGGGAGAGAACAUGCAAGGCAUGCAUAAGAUCCACAAUCAAACGGAAUACGCCAGUAAAAUUAAUUACUACGAAAACAACACGUACAACAACACUCACUUGGCUCCUCACACGGAGUCCUCGUCGUACAUUCCCACAGAGCCGUUUUCCAACGCGGCAGUAGCGACCUCCCUUACCGCGGCGGUUAUGACACCUCCAGCAAGUGUUCAAACUGAUUCUAGUGACACGUACAAUUCGUUUCACCAAUUCUAUUCGGGUGAAGCACCCCAAACCCACGUACCUCCGACCGGAGAAAACAGUAAUAGUUCGUCGGACUUUAAUUUUUUAAGUAAUUUAGCUAACGAUUUUACUCCUGAGUAUUAUCAAAUUUGAUUCAGUGCAAUGGACGACUUAGUUUUUACUUAAUAUCUGUUGAUGCGUAUUUUUUUAUUAUAUGUUGUUACUACUAUUAUUAUAUUAUUAAAUCGUGUUUAUAGUUUUAUAGGAGGAUCGUCUCCGUAGCUUUAAUUUAUUGAAUCUACUCUCAAACUCUAUGGAAUGCCGGUUUAAUAUCAAAAUGUUUAACAAGUUCGCCUUCUAUAAUUACAAAAAUAUAAUAUUUGACAAAAAAAAACAAAUUACACUAAUUUAAUCCUUAUCCUUUACAUGAUUCAGAAAAACAGUUACAGCAUAUAUGAUGGUAGAACAAUUUAUAGAUGGUUAAAUGAACGUAUAACAUUAUAGUAUUAAAAGGGCGUGCCAUACUAAUCGAAGUUUUUAGAACUCUAAAUACAAGAACUUUUCCUACAAAUAAAAUUUUAUGGAAAUUACCUGAUCGG
Photinus pyralis (common eastern firefly) is the source of this 3032-nucleotide messenger RNA. RefSeq names its product homeotic protein proboscipedia (gene pb). NCBI's taxonomy places the organism in Eukaryota, Metazoa, Arthropoda, Insecta, Coleoptera, Lampyridae. Bases 406 to 2586 code for a protein of 726 amino acids. Gene Ontology annotation, biological process: regulation of DNA-templated transcription. Gene Ontology annotation, molecular function: DNA-binding transcription factor activity, RNA polymerase II-specific; DNA binding. The transcript has 3 exons. The record is from RefSeq and is a predicted model, not a curated record.